Messenger RNA from Vicia faba (fava bean), 534 nucleotides. The record is from the annotation of a GenBank genome assembly. NCBI's taxonomy places the organism in Eukaryota, Viridiplantae, Streptophyta, Magnoliopsida, Fabales, Fabaceae.
AUGAGAGGGCAUGGUUUUUUUCUGAUAUUUGGUUAUAAUUCGGCAGACCAUGGACUAAUACAUCAUGCAGGUUUGGCAAUGUUGUGUCAAAGGUCUAUGUUUCAAAUUGGCUCGAAUCAUGAGGAAGCUUUUACGACUCUCAUUUCAACUAUUACAAAAUUGUCCCAGCUUUUAAGAAAACACGACGAGGAGCUUUGGCGUCAUCUUGAGAUCACUUCCAAAGUCAAUCCCCAAUUUUAUGCAUUUAGAUGGAUCACUCUCUUGUUGACUCAGGAGUUCAAUUUUGCCGAUAGCCUUCACAUUUGGGACACUCUUUUAGGUGAUCCAGAAGGUCCACAGGUACAAUCUUGUUCUGAUUUACCUUUUGUUUUAAUGGAAUGGCAUGUAGCACUUUCACCAUAUCCCACUUCUUUGAUGACAAUAAUACUUCAGAUUGGUUUUGAAGUUGUGAGGUUACUUGCGGGAGCAAAGAAGUUUUUGCUCAUACUGAUGUUGAUUUUUCAUUUGUGUUUUACUUUGCGGUUUUACUAUUAA